AUGAAUCCCAACUGCGCCCGGUGCGGCAAGAUCGUGUACCCCACGGAGAAGGUGAACUGUCUGGAUAAGUACUGGCAUAAAGCAUGCUUCCACUGCGAGACCUGCAAGAUGACACUCAACAUGAAGAACUACAAGGGCUACGAGAAGACGCCCUACUGCAACGCACACUACCCCAAGCAGUCCUUCACCAUGGUGGCUGACACCCCGGAAAACCUUCGCCUCAAGCAACAGAGUGAGCUCCAGAGUCAGGUGCGCUAUAAGGAGGAGUUUGAGAAGAACAAGGGCAGAGGCUUCAGUGUGGUGGCAGACACACCUGAACUCCAGAGAAUCAAGAAGACCCAGGAUCAGAUCAGUAACAUAAAGUACCACGAGGAGUUUGAGAAGAGCCGCAUGGGCCCCAGUGGGGGUGAGGGCCUGGAGCCUGAGCGCCGAGACUCCCAGGAGAGCAGCAGCUACAGGCGGCCCCAGGAGCAGCAGCAGCUGCCUCACCACAUCCCGACCAGCGUCCCGGGUUACCAGCAGCCCCAGCAGCAGGCAGCCCCAUCCUAUGGAGGUUACAAGGAGCCUGCAGUGCCAGUCUCCAUACAGCGCAGCGCCCCAGGCGGGGGCGGGAAGCGGUACCGUGCUGUGUACGACUACAGCGCCGCCGAUGAGGAUGAGGUCUCCUUCCAAGACGGGGACACCAUCGUCAAUGUGCAGCAGAUUGACGACGGCUGGAUGUACGGGACCGUGGAGCGCACCGGUGACACAGGGAUGCUGCCCGCCAACUACGUGGAGGCCAUCUGAGCCCCUGUGCUGCCCCGCCCCAUGUGUCUUCAGUGCACUCCAGGCAUCGCAUCUGUCCUGGGUGUGACCUGGCCACCCUUCAGUGUCUCUGUUUUUUCGAUCUGCGACAGCUCGUCUAUUUCCACCCUCCUCCAGCUUCUUUUGCCAACUGACGCCUUGUUCUGCCACUUCCGUGGGCUCCUUCCUCCAGCAGGUUUUCUGCUUGACCAACUUCUUGGUUUUCUCUCUGGAUGGAACAGGUGUGGACCUCUCUGGGGGAGGCCGAGGCUGCGGGGCUGCUCUGGAAUGGGAGACCUGUCAGCUCCCAGGCCUCUGCCUUCUCCUUUCUGCCCUUUCAGGCCCUCCCACCCACCUCCUCACACUUCCAGACAUACCAGGGCUGGGGCAAACCCCCACCCCCCAGGACUCCCAGGGAAGGGCUCCAUACAUUCCCAGGAGGGGGACCCCAUGCCCUUGCCCCAGGGUAGGGGCGGGGGUGAGGGCUGCUGCUGUUGGGUAGGGACCAGUGACAUGAGCUUUGCCUCUGUGUCUGAAAGAUGGGGCUGUGGCCCUCUGAGGGUGCCCCUCACCGUCUCCCCCUCUCCAGGAUAACAAAGGUGGGGGAAGCUCCCACUUUGGGACUCAUUCAUCCCCCCCCCACUUGUGUUCCUUCUCACACUGUGAUUUUGCUCUCCUGCCCACGCACACUGGUGUGGACAAGGAGCUGCCCGGGAAGCACAGCUUGGGUCAAGGUCUCACCCUUCUUCCUUGUAGGGACAGCUUCUGGAAGGAGAGGAACAGGGUGCUCUCUCCCACAGCCCUUUUCCUCCUCCCGCCCCCAGUCUCCAGGGACCUGCCUUGCCCCUUGGCAGGAAGCCGGUGGCCCCUGUGCUCUCAGGCAGGCCACUCCUCCCUUCUCCUCAUGGGAAGACAUCUCGGCCUCCCUCCCUGCCACCAAGUGGACUGGAACCGUACAAAGCCCCAGGACCCUCCGUACCUCCAGGUCUUAGGGCAUGUCUGCAGGUGUCUGUCACCUGCAAGUGCGAGCAAAAGAAGGGGCAGGGUGCGAGCCUGCAGGAGUUGGGGCUGACAAAAGGGUGCACAGAGCCACCUUCCGUUUUCCCCAAAACCCAGUGAAGGGGAGGCUCCUGGAGGAGAGAAGUUCCUUAUGUUUUCUUUGGAGUGAAAAUUCCUCAUUCUAUCCCCAAAUGGAAGAAGCCCACCCACCCCCCUUUCCAGUGCACUGGACAGAAGGAAGGAGGUGACUGGAGUUGGUGGGCCUGUUACUGGCAGGGGGAGGGCUGGGGGAGGCUUUGUGGCUCUCGGCAUAUUCUUAUUCCUUAACUCUGUGUCCUGGGCUGCAGAGCAGGGGCCAGAGGAGCCUGCAGCACCCACACUGUGGGUGCCUUACUGUGGGGGCUUAUCCCCCUGCCCCAGGCCUCCCCCUCUUAAAGCCCCCUUGAAGCAGAGGGAGAGGGUCCCAGGGCUGCAAAACUGGAAGCACAGAGCCCAGAUAAGGAAGGGAAGGAUGGUGCUAUCUCCAAGUCCCUUCUCUUGCUCAUUGGCGGCCCAGAUGACCCUUGCCUAGCUUUACUCAUCUCUGGGGUUUCUUAUCAUCCCUCCCGCUUCACCCCUGAGUCCAUGCAGGCCCCACACUUGACUUCUUGGCAUCUUUGUGCCCUGCAGGGGAGGGAGGGGCUUGCAAGCAUAUUCAGCAACACUGCUUAGGAGCCAACUUGGACAUAUUUACCCCAGAUCAGAGGGUUAAGGAAGUGACUGAGGAAGGAGCCCCUGAAGGACCAGUACCUUCCUCUUUGGCCCCAGUGGAGGUGAGGGCAGGUGGAGGGCCUUAGAAUUGAUGAUUUGGAGGAGAGGGAGCAGCUUUGGGAACCUUAGAGGAGGCGCCAGUCCAUUCUCUUUCCUCCCUGAUCUCAAAGCACAACUUGGAUUCUGGGACCAAAGGUCAGAGGGGAUCCUGUUGGAGGACACCAGCUAUUGGUUGGAGGGAGGAGCAAGAAGUGGCCUGUUUUCCCUCAGCUAAAUUGCUCUUCCAAAACAAGGGAAACCAGCACUGGAAUCUUACUGCUAGCCCUUCUCCUCCAGUCCUAAAAAUAGGGGGCCUUUUCUUACGCACCCCCAGAGAGAGGAGGGACUGCCACACUGGUGCUGAGUGACCCAGGGAUUGCUGUGAGUUGUGCUCCUUUCCAGAACCAUCCAUCCCUGAAGCACAGAACCUGAGGGCUGGGCCGAGUUUCUGGUCUUGUCUUAGAGUUCUCAGAGGUUGUUAGCCAACCUUAUCCCAGGAAAGAAGCAUCAAAGCUACAAUGUGAAUAUAACCUUAGUGGACCAAUAGUAAAAUGCAAGAAGCCCAAUGGUGAGAAAAGUGAGUUUUCUCAACACUGCUUCCUCUUUUCUUCCUCACAUCCCUCCAGGGAAAUCUACUUUAUUGCUUAAUUUCUGCCUUUUCCUCCCUCACACAUGCACUUUUGGGCCUUUUUUUUUAUAGCUGGAAAAAAAAAUACCACCCACAAACCUGUAUUUAAAAAGAAACAGAAAUGACCAUGUGAAAUCUGCCUCUAUCCAAACAUUUCAUCCGUGUGUGUGAAGCCGUCCAUUCAUCUUUUUAUAUGGGGUGGUUGUCUUUGGUCUGUUUUGGUCCCCUCCCUUGUGGGCUUAUGCUUGGGAUCAAAUCUUUCUGGCUUGUUGUGAUUCUGAACAUUUGACUUGGACCACAAGUGAAUCUUUCUCCUGGUGACUCAAAUAAAACUUUAAUUUUUACCUGUG
Molecule: messenger RNA, 3549 nt
Organism: Manis javanica (Malayan pangolin)
Lineage: Eukaryota; Metazoa; Chordata; Mammalia; Pholidota; Manidae
Gene: LASP1
Product: LIM and SH3 protein 1
Cellular component (GO): focal adhesion
Molecular function (GO): actin filament binding
Source: RefSeq, a predicted model, not a curated record